Messenger RNA from Frankliniella occidentalis (western flower thrips), 2498 nucleotides. RefSeq names its product ras-related protein Rab-4B (gene Rab4). Gene Ontology annotation, biological process: regulation of endocytosis; Rab protein signal transduction. NCBI's taxonomy places the organism in Eukaryota, Metazoa, Arthropoda, Insecta, Thysanoptera, Thripidae. Gene Ontology annotation, molecular function: GTP binding; GTPase activity. The transcript is spliced from 6 exons. Gene Ontology annotation, cellular component: endosome. The record is from RefSeq and is a predicted model, not a curated record. Bases 256 to 891 code for a protein of 211 amino acids.
GUUUUGUGAAGUUGAGUGUUGGUGUUGUGUAUCAAAUCUGAGAAUCCGAGGUCGUCGUCAUAGUUUCACAAUACAUUGAUUCGAACGAAACUCGUGAUUUGCUUCCCCCCAAAUAUACAUUUUGCGAACUCGCAACUUCAUUAUUCACUCUUCAGUCAUCCUUACUACUUUCUCCGUGAAUUUUUCUCAAUUUGAAAUUGACUGACAACUCCAUGGUACAGCUGCCUCGCUCAUCUCGCUUUUAAAUAGCUCAUCAUGUCAGAAUCUUACGAUUUUCUAUUCAAAUUCUUGGUGAUUGGAAGUGCAGGUGCUGGAAAAUCAUGCAUUUUGCAUCAGUUCAUUGAGAGUAAAUUCAAGGAUAAUAGCAGUCACACCAUUGGAGUGGAGUUUGGUUCAAAAAUCGUCAAGGUUGGUGGAAAAUCUGUGAAAUUACAGAUAUGGGACACAGCUGGACAGGAAAGAUUCCGGUCUGUAACUCGAAGCUACUACCGUGGUGCUGCAGGGGCCCUCCUAGUCUAUGACAUCACAAGCCGGGAUUCAUUUAAUGCUCUGUCUAACUGGUUAAGAGAUGCUCGUACUCUUGCUGGUCCCAAUAUUGUAAUACUCCUUGUAGGAAACAAGAAGGAUUUGGAUUCAAAACGUGAAGUUACCUUUUUGGAAGCAUCCAAGUUUGCUCAGGAAAAUGAACUCAUCUUUCUGGAAUCAAGUGCGAAAACUGGAGAGAAUAUAGAAGAGUCCUUUUUGAAAUGCUCAAAGUCAAUCCUCUCAAAGAUUGAGACAGGUGAGUUAGAUCCAGAAAGGAUUGGGUCUGGCAUUCAGUAUGGAGAUCUGAGGCACCUCCAGACCAACACCACUCGACGGCAGCCUGACUGUGUCUGCAGAGCAUUGUAGAGAGAUCAUGACAGAUGGAAAGUUAAUUAGCAGAAAAGUAAAAGAAAAAUUCAUAUUUUUUUCUAAAUUGUCUUAUUGAUCUUCAAAUUAGCAGCAGUUUGAAAACGAAAAUCCCCUACUGAAGUGUGUUGUGAGUACCAUCGUUUAAUCAGUUCAAUGUGUUUCUCAUUCUUGAAACUAUUCAAACUGUCUCUUUGUGAAUCACUUUUGUUUCCUUUUUGCUUUGUUUGUGUUUAUCUCUCUCUUUCUUUCUUUUGCUUUUUUUAUUAUUAUUUUUUUAAACUGUGACUGAGUAUAAAUAUCUCAUCAAGAAUAUCUUUUUGAAUUUUUUGAAUAUUUUUUUUUUGACAUUUUGAAAAUGUUACAUUAUAAGAGAGAAGUGUCUGCCAGUUUAUCUUUUAUGAAUAGUUGACUAAUUGAAAUCUUACUUUUAAAACUUGAAACAGUUAUAUACAUUGGUAUAGGUUCUUUAUUGUGACCUUAGAGCUUGGAGUUUAGAAUGUUUCUUACUAACACUGGUGGAACAGAUUAAGGUAAACAGUGUACUGUUAGUCAAUCUUAAGACCUUUCUGGCAGGAUAUUUCUGUAAUGAGAUCUGGAUGGGCUGUGAUAUGGUUUUCUUCCAUAAUUAUUCUAAUACUUGAUCAUCAUAAUUUUAGUUAAGAUUGGGAACUGAGUGCUCACAUUAUGUCACCUAAAGAAGGCAGUUUACUGUGUCUUGAUUUGUGAGGAGAGUUUACAGGAUUUAGGAUUAUGAUGUAGAAAGGUAUAAUAAUUAGUCAUAAUUUUGUGAUGUUGUUGGUUAAUUGUUGUUUUUUGUUUUCUUUGUGUGACCAGUUAGGAUUUUUAAAUGCUGGGUUAGACUGGCUGCGGUUGUCAUUUGCUCAAUAUGUUCUUGGUAGAAAUCGGCCAAUCUCAAGCCUUGAAAAUACACUAAAACAUAUCCAACAAAUGACAAUUGCAACGAGUCAAAACCCCGCACAAAAGUUAUCUAUCUAUCCAAAAAGCUGACUGUAAAUCAUUGUUUAUAUAAUCCCAUCUACGUAAAGGGAUGUAAUACUCAUUGCAGUUGUGACAACUGAGAAGUAUGUGAACAUCAGAAUCCUUUUUGAUCAAUUGUUAUAUUUCUGAAAAAGUAGAUGAUGUAGUUAUGUAUGUUCUACAACUUUUGAAGGAGGAAGAAAUUCUGUUCUUCAUGGGGAAUGCCAUAAAAGCUGCUUCUCUGUUUCUCAGAUAUGUGUAUGUUCUUACCGUUUUAUUUUUGGUAUGUUACUCAUGCACAACUUGGCACAUUUAUCUAGGGUAAUUUAGUCUAAUCUGUUAUUCUCGAUAGACAGCAUUAUGUAAAGUCUUAUGUCUGGAACUUAGGCCUUUUUUCUGUAGUUAUACUGUACCACAUGCAGGUUGGGUUUGCAAACUGUUGCUCACCAUGGUGCCUUUCAAAGAGGCAGCACGCCCACUCACAUGUGUGUGGUACAAUAUGACUUUGAAAUAGUAUGGGGGCCUAUGUGGCACCCUGUAUAUUUCAAAUCUACUUAACUGUGGGAAUUUGAAUCAUUGUCAUUAAUAGAUCUCACCUUUAAUUUUGGUUUGUUUGGACCAUUUAU